Dentiscutata heterogama is the source of this 951-nucleotide messenger RNA. The record is from the annotation of a GenBank genome assembly. NCBI's taxonomy places the organism in Eukaryota, Fungi, Glomeromycota, Glomeromycetes, Diversisporales, Gigasporaceae.
AUGUCGAGUUCGGAAGAACGUCUUAACGAAUUAGAGGUUAUAAAAACUAAACUUGAUGUUUCAUUUGACCUGGUUUCUUCUGUAGUCGACUCUUGGGUUGGUGGAAGUGGCGGUGUUAAAUAUAUGUCGACUUCUGAAAAGAAGCUAAAACGUAAAUUAAUACAAAAAAAUGUGUAUAAUGAUGAUAAUUUAAAUUACUACGCAAAGGAUAAUAAAUCUGAAGAUGAAGAUGAAGACGACAGUAAAACUUUUGCUACAUCUAAAAGAUCAAAAUUAGAUUCUGCCACUAAUUAUCAUAAAACUUUCACCUUUACAGAACCUGAUAACCUUGAACUCGGUCGCUUUUCCGGGAUUAUUCAAGAUCCUGCUAUAAGCAAGAAACAAGUCCGAUUCGAAAUAAAAGAUGAUCGAGUUUAUGCUCUAGCUCUUGGGGCAAAUUCGAUGAUGAGAGGACCCGAAAAAAUUUGUAAAAAUAAUAAAAUAGAAAUUCAUGAUGGUGAAACUUUAACGUUAAUGCAGGCAAGCUAUUUUUUGAAAAAUUUGAAUAAAUAUCCAUUUAAAGUAUCAAUUACAAAGAUGAACAACCUUGCACCAAAUUUGCAAAGUUCAUUACAGAGUAGUUUUACAUACCAAAAUCCUAGUAUAGGAAAUGUUAGUUUUUCACCUUCACUUCUUCAUAACGAUAAUGAUCGUGAAAAUGAUGAAAUGGAAACCCCUUCUCAGCUUUUACGAGAGAUGAUUUCUUCACAAGGUGAUCUUGACAUGAUACCAGAUGAUGAUCAUGAUAAUACACCUUACAAUGACGAUAGAGAUUCUAGUGAUAAUGGUGCCGAAAUUCUAGAUAGUGAGGAUAGCUCUAAAAGUAAUGAAUCAGAUGAUAAGAUGAUCUCUUCUGAAUCUUCAUAUCUUGGAAGUUCAUGUGAAUCCUCUGAAUCUUAUAUAAGCGAUUAA